This is a messenger RNA of Ogataea angusta, 837 nucleotides long. RefSeq lists its product as uncharacterized. The record is from RefSeq and is a predicted model, not a curated record. Bases 1 to 837 code for a protein of 278 amino acids. NCBI's taxonomy places the organism in Eukaryota, Fungi, Ascomycota, Pichiomycetes, Pichiales, Pichiaceae. The transcript is spliced from 2 exons.
AUGAGCAGGCGGAUUGCGCGAACGACAGCCAGAAAAGAGCACGCCGACGCGGGCUCCAAAAAUGAGCUGCGGCUGUCUGAGACGGAGACGCUCGCGCUGUUUGUGCCGUGGAUCACGCCAGACACCGAGGCCGUUGUGCAGCAGGUCAAGGGCGACCUGUUCAACAGGAACUAUAUGGAGGCCUUCAGCACCGAGGACAAGCGGCAGGCGUACGCUGCGCGGUGGUCGUCGUCGCGGACCGGCGCAGAGCUGGUUGCACUGGGCAGUGUUUUUGGCCGGCUGCUGGAAACGCUGCCAAUCAGCAGCACGGCACGGUCGUGGCACGUGACGGCCGUCGACAUCAGCGACUGGAGCAGCGUGGUGCGCAAGAUCGCGGCGUAUGUGACGGACCAGUGGGUGCGGCCGCGGCUGGUCAGCGCGCAGCACUCGCUCGCGCUCGAGUUUGUGCUCGAGGACGUGUUGCAGCUGCCGGCAAACGUGACGCACAGACUGCACGCGGCUGACCUGAUCACGUGCUGUUUCACGACGAACGAGCUCUUUGCAGAGAACAAGACACAGGCCAUUGCGUUGCUCAACAGGCUGUCAGAGUGCCGAGCGGGCACGCUGUUUUUGGUGCUGGAGUCCGCAGGCUCCUACUCGCACAUCACGGUGGGCUCCAAGCGGUUCCCCGUGUACUUUCUCGUCGACACCGUCCUUUGUGGGCCUCCCGGCCGUGCGCGCGACUGGGAGCUUGUGUCGUCCAGCGACAGCGAGUGGUACCGCGUCCCGGGCGGCGUCGAGUAUCCUCUGAAGCUGGAAAACAUGCGCUUUUUCUAUAGAUUGUACAGGAGAAGAUAA